GUAGUCCAGCGCAGCCGUAAUGGCGCUGACAAUUUCUAUGUAGGUCUCACUCAACUAGUGGACUCUGGUCGUACUCGGCAUAUCUGUGUCCCUCCUCUAAGGCCUUUCUGAUUUGGGGGCGUUUUAGUGAACUUACGUUAUGUUGGGAACUGUGGCCAGGACUAUGGUGAAGGCUGGUAUGGUAAAACCCUCCAGCCUGGUAAAGCCAGUGUCUGUGACACGGAUCGCCGGACGCUACUUGGCACACCAGGAGGGUCUCCCUAAGCUACCAGUGCCGCCCCUGCAACAGACAUGCGAUCGCUAUCUUGCUGUCCUGGACCCCAUCAUAGAACCAGAGGAGCUGAAUCACACUCGGAAACUGGUGGAGGAGUUUCAGAAGCCAGGUGGAGUUGGAGAACGACUUCAAAAGGGCCUGGAAGGACGAGCGAAGAAGACGGAGAACUGGCUUUCUGAUUGGUGGUUGCAAACAGCCUACCUGGAAUAUCGGAUGCCUGUUGUUAUAUAUUCAAGUCCUGGGGUCGUCCUUCCUCGUCUAGAGUUUAGUGACAGUCAAGGCCAAAUGAGAUAUGCUGCUAAAUUGAUCGCAGGGGUCUUAGAUUUCAAGACCAUGAUUGACAAUGAAACACUGCCAGUUGAGUAUCUGGGUGGAAAGCAACUAUGUAUGAACCAGUAUUAUCAGGUGCUUUCAUCCUGCCGAAUCCCUGGAACAAAGAGAGACACCGUGGCCAACUACGCAUUGGACAAGAAGUCCCCAACACACAUAACUGUAGUGCACAACUUUCAGUUUUUCGUGCUGGAUGUGUACAACAGUGAUGGCAUACCACUGACAGUAGAUCAGAUCUACUUCCAGUUGGAGAAGAUCUGGAACUCCUCUUUGGAGACCAACAAAGAGCCUAUUGGCAUCCUCACCUCCAACCACCGCAACAGCUGGGGCAAAGCCUACAACAACCUCAUUAAGGACAAGACUAAUAAAGAGUCAGUGAGAGCCAUUCAGGAGAGCAUUUUCACGAUUUGUUUGGACGCUCCGAUGCCACGCGCAUCUGAUGACAUGUAUCCGACUCGAGCUGCAGUUCAGAUGUUGCAUGGAGGGGGCAGCAGGUGGAACAGUGGCAAUCGCUGGUUUGACAAAACAUUGCAGUUUAUUAUUGGAGAAGAUGGGAUGUGUGGAAUGAUCUAUGAACACGCCCCUGCUGAAGGCCCACCUAUAGUUGCACUGCUUGACCAUGUGGUGGAAUACACUAAGAAUUCAGAGAUGGUCCGUACUCCAAUGGUCCCUCUGCGUAUGCCUCAGAAACUUUGUUUCAACAUCACUCCGGAGAUCAAAAAUGAUAUUGAGGAGGCCAAGCAAAACAUGAACAUUAUGGUUCAUGACUUAGAUAUGAAAGUCAAUGUAUUCUCCCAUUUUGGCAAAAAUUUCCCUAAGUCACAGAAGAUGAGCCCCGAUGCAUUUAUUCAGAUGGCCCUUCAGCUGGCGUACUACAGGAUGCACAAGCGCUGCUGUCCAACCUACGAGAGCGCAUCUCUCCGCAUGUUCAGACUGGGCCGCACAGACACCAUUCGCUCAACAUCCAUCGACUCGGCAAGGUUCACAAAGGCCAUGGAUGACCCGACUAAACAGAACAUAGAGAAGGUGCGCUUACUGGAGAAAGCCAUUAAAGCACACAGAGCUUAUACAGACAUGGCGGUCCAGGGUCAAGCCAUCGACAGACAUUUGCUUGGAUUGAAACUGCAGGCUAUUGAGGACCUGGCUGCCCUGCCAGAGAUAUUUAUGGAUACCUCGUAUGCUGAAGCACUACAUUACAACCUCUCCACCAGCCAGGUGCCAGCUAAAACUGACUGUGUGAUGUGCUUCGGUCCUGUGGUACCAGACGGUUACGGUGUGUGCUACAACCCCAUGGAAUCCCACAUAAAUUACUCGGUUUCUGCAUUCAACAGCUGUGAGGACACAAACGCAUCACAAAUGGCCCAGGCUCUAGAGGACGCUCUCAUAGACAUGAAGACCCUUCUGGAGCAGACGCCCAAGUCUAAGCUUUGAGCACACUUUGACAUUUCAUUGAGCACUCGACAAGAAGAGACUUUUGUUUUGUAUGUAAUUAAGACUGAAGUUGGCUGGACUUCAUGAAUAUUCAGCAGCCUGAAUAAUCUUAAACUUUGUUCAUGUGCAUCAGUUUGUGUUUGUUCAAACUGACAAGAAGUCAAAUUGGUUUGUCAAUCAGGUUUUGCUGUUUUUAUUUGCUUUGGUUUUCUCAAUACAAUGUACCAGAUAUACGUAGCUGGGAAUUUUGCAAUGAAAAUAAUUAUCUAAUAAUGAAACAAAUUACAAAAAAAUGAUCAACUUAUGAGUUAAACACUGUUUUAAAUGCCAUAAUGUAAAUACAGACAUUUUUAAAGCAUUGAUUUUGUAGUUCUGAACAACACUUCUGUAAUUUGCACAAUAAAAUGAUUUUGAUAAAUAUAAA
Triplophysa dalaica is the source of this 2459-nucleotide messenger RNA. It is a transcript of the gene crata, whose product is annotated as carnitine O-acetyltransferase a. The transcript has 14 exons. Gene Ontology annotation, cellular component: peroxisome. Lineage: Eukaryota; Metazoa; Chordata; Actinopteri; Cypriniformes; Nemacheilidae. Gene Ontology annotation, biological process: carnitine metabolic process, CoA-linked. The coding region runs from base 140 to 2035 and encodes 631 amino acids. The record is from RefSeq and is a predicted model, not a curated record. Gene Ontology annotation, molecular function: carnitine O-acetyltransferase activity.